Messenger RNA from Cololabis saira (Pacific saury), 2184 nucleotides. It is a transcript of the gene nup85, whose product is annotated as nucleoporin 85. The record is from RefSeq and is a predicted model, not a curated record. Gene Ontology annotation, biological process: positive regulation of DNA-templated transcription; protein import into nucleus; mRNA export from nucleus. NCBI's taxonomy places the organism in Eukaryota, Metazoa, Chordata, Actinopteri, Beloniformes, Belonidae. Bases 130 to 2088 code for a protein of 652 amino acids. Gene Ontology annotation, molecular function: structural constituent of nuclear pore. The transcript is spliced from 19 exons. Gene Ontology annotation, cellular component: nuclear pore outer ring.
GCAGCAGCGGCUUUCAGGCAAAACUCAGAGGCGCGGAGCAGCAGUUGUUGCAGCGCACAUGUUUACCGGCGAGUUGGAGCUCCGCAGGCGUGAUUCUGAUCUUUAUUGGUUUGAAAAUAUCGUUUGCAGAUGGAGGAAGUAGACGUUGAGCCUGCAGUUACUAACAUUCCUGCAGUCAGACCCAGGAAGCAUAUGGGAUUUGCAUGGGGCCCUGGGAAUAUCUUUGUAUACGAGACGCUAUACAAAGCCUCAGGUGCUUCUGGAUCUGGUAGUCCCUUCAUCCACGAAGUCAGGAAAGAUGAGGACAUAUAUUCCCCCAUUUUACGCAAACUUUUUAACGAGUCACAUCACAUCUUUGUUGGGUUGCAAACAAUAGGAGAUGACAUCCCAAGCAAGAGCAAAAAACCCCAAUUUGUGAGCAUCAGUAAAAACUAUAGAUCUGUGAUCCGAGCAUGUAUGGAGGAGCUUCAGCAGGUUGCAGUGUCGACAAAAGAUAAAGAGAUGGCCACACAAUAUGGAAAUCAGGUGUCAAUUCUUCUGGCCAUUGAACUGAUCUGGAAUCUUUGUGAAGUGCUUUUCAUUGAUGCUGCACCUGCGGGCUCUCUCUUGCUUCACCUUUUGGACUGGGUGCGGCUACACAGGGCUGAUGUGGAUGAGAAGGCCAGAGAAGUGCUUCAAAGUGACAGCCCUGCUGAGCACCAUGACUACUGGGAUGUGGUGGUGAGUUACGUGCUGCAGGGCAGACUGGAUGAAGUCAGGCAGAUGCUGGUGAAACAGGCCACCCUUCGGCCUGCUGCCAGGAACAUGUACAAGCUGAUGGACAACUUACUCAGCAAGAUGCCCUUCUACAAUCCUGGUGGCGCUCAAACGCUGACGGAGUUUGAUGUGAAGUGGAGGCACUGGCAUGAGGAGGUGGACCGUUGCCUGCAGGACAACUCAUUUGCCAGCAGCCAACACUUGGAGCGCGUCUGCAAGAUUCUGCUGGGUGAUGAGGAUACUUUGCUGGAGCACAGAGACCUGCUCGGUACCUGGUAUCACUUCCUCGUCACAAGACUGCUCUUUUGCCACCCCACUGUUAAACCCACUGAAUUACAUUACUACGCUCAGUCUUGCAUGACUAUGUUCCUGGACUCGAGGAGUGUACCAGAGCCCCUGGACAGCAUCUUACUGGCUGCCUUUGAGUUUGACAUCCAUCAGGUCAUCAAGGACUGCAGCAUUGCUCUCAACAACUGGUGGUUUGUGGCUCAUUUAACCGACCUGCUGGAUCACUGCAAACUUCUCCAGUCUCACAAUCUGCACUUCGGCUCCAACCUGAGAGAGUUUCUCCUGUUAGAAUAUGCUUCUGGUCUCUUCACUCAUCAUAGUCUUUGGCAGUUGGCCGUGGAUUACUUUGACCACUGCCCGGAGUUUGGCCGUGUCUACCUGGAGCUGCAGAUGGAACGAGUCCCCUUAGACACGGAGCGCAAAGCUCUGAAGGUGCUGCGGAUUUGCGAGCAGAGGCAAAUGUCAGAGCAAGUGCGAAGUAUUUGUAAGAUCAUGGCGAUGAGGGCUCUGAGGAACAACAGACUGGGUUCUGCUCUCUCCUGGAGCAUCAGGGCCAAAGAUGCUGCCUUUGCCACCCUCAUCUCAGAGAGGUUCUUACAGGAUUACUGCGCCAGAGGAGCCUUCUCUGAUCUGGAUUUGAUCGACAAUUUGGGUUCAGCGAUGCUGCUCAGUGACAGACUCACUUUUCUGGGGAAGUACCGCGAGUUCCACAAGCUGUACGGAGAAAAGCAUUUCAGAGAGGCUGCAAAGCUGCUCCUCUCCCUCAUGACGGCCAAGAUUGCCCCCCGAAGCUUCUGGAUGACUCUGCUAACCGAUGCUCUACCGCUGCUGGAGCAGAAGGAGGUGAUCUUCUCUGCAGAGCAGACCUAUGAGCUGAUGUUCUGUUUAGAGGAACUCACCUCCUCGCUGAACGCUCCUGCUCCGGGGACGGACACACCCAUGCAGGAGGAAGACAUCGAGCAGACCAAGGUGGAGCUGCUGAGACUCGCGCUGGCCAGAAAUCUGGCCACGGCAAUCGUCAAGGAGGGAACAGUGGAAACAUGAGCAGAUGACUCUUUUGCAUUUUUGUACUGUGUAUAUAUAAGAAAAAAGUUAAGUAAUCAAAAUGGGAUUUUUGAUAAUAAAGUCAUUUUCAUUGUG